Molecule: messenger RNA, 3810 nt
Organism: Cryptomeria japonica (Japanese cedar)
Lineage: Eukaryota; Viridiplantae; Streptophyta; Pinopsida; Cupressales; Cupressaceae
Exons: 4
Coding region: 1-3810 (1269 amino acids)
Molecular function (GO): nucleic acid binding; RNA-DNA hybrid ribonuclease activity
Source: RefSeq, a predicted model, not a curated record
AUGGUCUAUGUUAGUGUAUUGGAGCUCAGGGAUCUUCGGGGGGUGUGGCAUGUCUCUGGAACCCACGAAAGAUCCAACCUGUGUCCUGGAUUUCCUUUAAGUCCUCCUUAUCCCUGUUUAUUUCCUUACUUGCCAUGGAUUGUUGCUGGGGACUUUAAUGCUAUUCUUGAUCUAAUGGAAAAAAGAGGAGGUAAUACAAGACUGGAUCCUUCUUCUUUCUUGCUCCGAGAUAAUAUCUCAGCACUCAAUCUCAUGGAUAUUAAGUCUAGCAAUAGCCGCUUCACUUGGAAUAAUAGAAGGGAGGGUGACAGGUGCAUUGCUGAAUGCUUAGACUGCUUCAUGGUUUCCUAUUUUUGGGUGGGUGGAUUGUGGUCUUCCAGUUCUAAAAUUUUGGAUUGGAGAGGCUCAGAUCAUUGGCCAAUAAAGCUUGUCAUUUCUUCAACUCGUCUGCCUCAGAAGCCACCUUUUAAGUUCCUGCUUAUGUGGCUUCGUGACCCGGACCUCUAUGGUUGUGUUGCCGAAUGGUGGCAGGUUGGCAGGCCGGCUUUUGGUACAGCAAUGUAUGUUUUUGCUAAGCUUCUCCAGCAUGUUAAGUAUCAGCUCAAAUGGUGGAAUCGACAAUGCUUCGGUAACAUCUAUCAGGCAAAACAUGAAGCUCAGGUCGAGUUGAAUGGCAUUACCAGAUUGAUUAGGGAGGAGGGAGUGUCUGAAUACUUGUUACGGGAAGAGGCCAGAGCUUUAAAAGCUUUGGAGGAGUGGGAGUUGAGAGAGGAAAUCUUUUGGAAACAGAAAGCUCGGAUUGAGUGGCUUCAGGAGGGAGACAAGAACACUGCCUUCUUUUUCAAUUCAGUAAAAGCCAGACAACAUGGUAAUGCUAUCUCAUCUUUGGUGACUGAUAGGGGAGAGGUUAUUUCUUCUACUCAGGGUAUCGCUGAUGAAGCAGUGCAGUAUUUUGCUUCUUUAUUUAGAGAGGAAGCACAGGGAGACCCUGUUGCAGAGGCCCAGGUCCUUUCCUGUAUCCCUUCCUUGGUCUCUUUGGAAAUGAAACAACAUCUUAUGAGUGUCAUAACUUUGGAGGAGUUAGAAAAAAUUGUUUUCCAGAUGAAAAAAGGUAAGGCUCCUGGUCCAGACGGUUUCCCGAUUGAGUUCUUCCAGGAAUUUUGGGACAUUAUCAAGUUUGAUUUAUUGGCAGUUGUUCAAGAAUCCCAGACGAAUAAACAAAUGCUCCGGGCCAUGAACUCUACCUUCUUAGCACUCAUUCCCAAGGGGGAGGGGGCUGACCGGUUAAGUCAAUUUCGCCCUAUUUCUCUUUGCAACGUAACUUAUAAAAUUAUAUCUAAAUUGAUUGCUGAAAGGUUGAAAAAGUGGCUUACUAUGCUAAUCUCUGAAGAGCAAAGUGGCUUUGUGGAAGGUCGUCAGAUUUUGGAUGAGGUGGUGGUGGCUUCUGAGACUAUCCAUUCCAUGGCCGGCUCUAAAGCCAAAGCUAUGUUCAUCAAGCUGGAUAUGGCCAAGGCGUAUGACAGAGUUCGUUGGUCCUUCCUGCAGAAGGUUUUGAGUGCCUUUGGUUUUGAGGAGGAAUGGAUUUGUUGGGUUAUGAGUUGUGUGGGGUCAACUUCCUUCUCAGUUUUGAUUAAUGGGGAGCACUCCAACCUCUUUGGGGCUUCUCGGGGUUUGCGGCAGGGUGACCCUCUUUCUCCUUACUUGUUUCUUCUUCUGGUGGAAGGUUUGGGUCGGUUGAUUAAAAGGAAUGUUGAAGGAGGCUUUAUUCAGGGCUGGCAGUGGGGAGAGGGUAUUCUUGUUCAGUCUCACCUACAAUUUGUGGAUGAUACAACUUUGAUGGGUUUGGCUACUAUUAGGGAGGCUUCUAACAUGCGCAGAGUGUUGGAUGUCUACCUUGCUACUUCUGGUCAGUUAAUUAAUGAGGGCAAGUCUUCAAUUUUUUUCUUUAACACUCCGCCUUCAAUUCAACGAAGAAUUGCUCAUAUUCUCAGGUUCCAAAUUGGAAGUCUUCCUUUGCUAUACCUUGGGAUCCCCAUCUCUACUGGCAGGCAGUCUAGGGAUUCCUGGCAGGGUAUUCUGGAUAAGUUCAAUGUCAAAGUGAACCACUGGACUCAUCGUUGGUUGUCCUUUGCUGGUCGGGUCAAGUUACUUCAAUCUGUGUGGAGCCUUAUUAAGUGGGAGACGGUUUGUAGUCCUAAAAGAUUUGGUGGUCUUGGAUUACGUCAAUCUUUGCUUUCUGGUACUGCUCUGGUAGCUAAAUUGUAUUGGCGAUGGUGUGUGGAACAGGAUCGGGUGUGGGCUAGGAUCUUGUCUCACAAGUAUUUUUUUGGGAUCCCCCAGCGUGAUAUCCCUCGUUAUAGCUUGGCAGGGAAAGGCUCGACGAUUUGGAAUACUCUCAAGAAGGGGGCUGCGCUCAUUAAGGGUGGUCUCUUCUGGAUUUGUAAGAGUGGGACAGAGGCACAGUUCUGGCAUGACUCCUGGGAUGGCUACCCCCCCAUAGUUUCCCAAUAUCCUCACCUGAGUAUAUUGGCCCAGAGGUUUUGCGAAGCUGGGUGGACUAGGGUGUGUGACUUCAAGUCAUUUUCCCUUCAAGGGCAGGUUGUGGAAGCAAGAUGGAAGACUUCAAGGGAGUGGCCUAUUCUGGGGUUGGAAGUUGAGUGUGCUGAGCUUCAUAACAUCCUUUCGGGUCAUAGCUGUAGCGCCCUGAUGGAUAGUGAUGCGUUGGCCUGGUCCCCUAAUCCCAAAGGUACAUACACUGUGUCUUCUGGUUAUCAGGCGCUGCUCUCUCAACAAUUUGAUGGGGGGGAAGUCCAUUGGUGGAAGAGAGUCUGGAAUAAUUUCUCUUGGCCAAAAUGUAAUUGCUUUUCUUGGACUUUGGCUUGGAAUAGAUGCUUGACCUGGGACAAUAUUCAGAAGAGGGGUUUUGCUGGCCCUUCAAGGUGUGUUCUAUGUGGUGGGGAGGAGGAAGAUUCUCCACAUUUAUUCUUUUGCUGCCCAUUCACAUUGCAACUAUGGCACCUCUGGUGGGAUGCCUGGAAGAGUCAGUACUUUCAUGCAUCCUCCCUAGCUGAGUUUUGGAUGAGACUGGGAAGGCCCCCUUCCUCGGCUCCCUUCUUGCAGGAUGUCUGUUAUGCUGGCCCUAUCUUUUUGCUAUGGCAAGUUUGGUUGGAAAGGAAUCGUAGAAUCUUUCGGGGUGAACAAUUGGGGUUUCAACAGGUUUGGACUCGAAUUAUGGGAAUGGUCCAGGAAACUGUGACAGCUAAGAGUGAGAUUAUUUUGCCGAUGGAGGAAGGCGAUGCGGAGAUAGUUAAUAGGUUUGGUAUACAGGGGAUAUCUCCAGCCUCAGCUUGUGCCAGGAGAGGUAGACGUGUGAAACAUAGAGUUCAAAGGAUGGGGAAAUGGCUCCCCCCUCCUGCUGGCUUUCUGAAAAUUAACACGGAUGGUUCUUCUAGGGGUAAUCCUGGUCCAGCUGGAAUUGGUGGGAUUGGUAGGGAUUCUUCUGGAUCAGUGGUCUUUAUCUUCUCGGCUAAUGAGGGGGUGCAGACUGUUAAUAGGAUGGAAGGCUUGGCUAUCCUAUAUGCUUUGAAGCGUGCUUAUGCCCUAGGGUGGUGGAAGGUUAGCUCUGUAAUGGAUUCGGUGUCGUUUACCCAUAUUCCAAGGGAGUGGAAUAGCGCAGCUGAUUGUCUGGCUAAAUGGGCGUCAGAAGAUGUUGAUGGUCGGAGGAUUGACGAGUGGGAGCAAUUGCCCUAUGAGCUAUGUCGGGAUUUGGAGAGGAUUCUUGUUGAAGAUGAAAGUGGUGUUGGGGAAUGA